Messenger RNA from Sinocyclocheilus grahami, 1719 nucleotides. RefSeq names its product STAM-binding protein-like A. Gene Ontology annotation, biological process: protein K63-linked deubiquitination. The transcript has 12 exons. Bases 202 to 1470 code for a protein of 422 amino acids. Gene Ontology annotation, molecular function: K63-linked deubiquitinase activity. The record is from RefSeq and is a predicted model, not a curated record. Gene Ontology annotation, cellular component: cleavage furrow; endosome. NCBI's taxonomy places the organism in Eukaryota, Metazoa, Chordata, Actinopteri, Cypriniformes, Cyprinidae.
AGUGAGUGAGUGAGUGCUGGAGGAGAUUACAGCGAGAAGGAUGAGGCAGAGCCAUAUAACGCCGUUUCACUCGCCUUUAUUCCCGUGAAAUACAGUUAAAGGCGAUGGACGAGUUUCCCCAGCUCAUGUGAUUGUGAUCCGAAAGACAGAGACUGUCAUUAUUACCACGGGUUGGAGGCGUAGACUGAGGACGCUGGCCGCAUGAUGUUGGACCACGCCGAUGUGAGUUUGACCCCGGAUGAACGGGUGCGGGCCUUGACCAAGAAGGGCAUGGCUGUGGAGAUGAAUGAGGCAGUGCCCCUCCGCCGAUACUUCCGCUCGGGCUUGGAGGUGAUCCGCAUGGCCCAUGUGUACGCCGAGGAGGGCAACACAGAGCACGCCUUUGUCCUCUACAACAAAUACAUCACGCUUUUCAUCGAAAAGCUCCCCAAGCAUCCGGAAUAUAAGCUGUGUGGUAUUCCUGAGAAGAAGGAGACUUUAAGGAAGCUAAAGGAGACCGCCUUUCCUCAAGCAGAGCAGCUGAAGAAGCAUUUACUGAGGAGAUAUGAGAAAGAAUAUGCUGAGUUUAUCAGCAAAAAGCGUGCAGAAGCUCAAGCACUGGAGCGGGAGUUGUCUCGGCAGCGUGAGCUGGAGGCAGAGAGACACCGUGUGGCGAACAUGCAGCGGAGGCAACUGGAGCAGGAGCAGUUCAGCAGGUUUGAGGAGAUGAUCCGGCAGCAGGACCGUCAGCACGAGUUCAACACACCAGCGCCUCACCAAGACGACGGACUGCUCAUCCCUGGGAUCCAGGGUCCCCCUUUGCCCUACCUAGAGUCCCCCACUCCCCCUCAGAGUCCACAGUACCACUCGGCCAAUCACAGCACUCCGUCAGCUCCCAGCUCGGCUGCACCCCCGACUGUGGACCGCUCGCUUAAACCGGGUCACCUCAGCAACACCACUACAUUGGUUGAUGGUUUACGUCAGAUUGCUGUUCCUGCUGAGCUUUGCAGCAAAUUUCUGCGAUUGGCCAAUAACAACACCAUAAGAGCAGUGGAAACCUGUGGGAUACUCUGUGGGAGACUGUUCUGCUCUAUGGAAUUGAGGCAAUUCGGUCGGUGUCUUAAAAAGUAUCAAACUGGAUACCCAGCCCUAGUACAGUGGAUGCAUACUGUUGUCUUAUUAGUCAUUCAGAUGUCACAGUCUCUCCGACUCACCCCACAGACUCACCCCACUCAGACGGCCUUCCUGUCCAGCGUUGACCUGCACACUCACUGCUCAUACCAGAUGAUGCUGCCGGAGUCCAUCGCCAUCGUCUGCUCUCCCAAAUUCAACGAGACGGGCUACUUCAGGCUGACUGACUACGGCAUGGAGGAGAUCUCAAGAUGCGCUCAGAAAGGCUUUCAUCCGCACCCCAAAGAACCUCCUCUCUUUACUGAUGGUAUUCACAUUAGAAUCACAGAAGGCACUGUAUCGAUGCUAGACCUGCGAUGAUCUCUCUCUGGUGUUCACACGAAAAUGCCGAAAUGUUUCCAGAACCAUCCCAACCCACUAAUCAAAGCCCGUGUUCACUGAGGUCCGGGACACAAACAUCAUUUCCUCACGUCAGAGAUCGUCUGGCCUUGUUGCUGGCAGUCGUCUGAGGUCAGGCACUGGUUUUUCAACUUCGAUUGAGAAGGUUGACAUCAGCCCAGCCAGUCCAGGUCAUCAUCAUCAUCGUCAUCAUCACCAAACAGAGGGGCG